AUGUCAUUACAUUCAUCAGUGCUACAGGCUAACAAACCAAAAAUCCCGCCACCACCGCCAACAAAUGGUUCGUCUAACCAAAUGAAUGGAAAUCACGAGACCACUGCUUUGGAUUUCGAGCCUUUUAUUUUGAUCCUGCCAUUGCCCAAGCGGGCACAAGGGAUGAAGUGCAGAAAAUCCAAUUGUUGCCGUCUCUUGUUAGUCCCAGCUGAGGCGCGGCCGUCGCGCCGAGUUGGCGAUGUCGCCUCGGCCCGCCCCGUCGAGCUUUGGCCACCUGUUAGUUGGAAUCAAGACCGUCAGGUGUUCCCUCUUCUAUCCCACUGCAGGCUGAGUUCGCCACAGAUCGAUUCUGAUGACUAUAUUGAUGUUUUCUCCUGGCUAGUUAUGUUCGUCGCCUGGAUCUAUCGAUGGUUCUCACCUGCACAUCCAGGUAGAGGUGACGUUAUCGCGGAGCUGUCUUCUACAAGUCCAGUUAGCGAAGAAUCGCAAGCUUUACGCUCGAGAUCUGCUUCUCUUAAUAGUUUCAAAAGCUCCACACAAGCCGAUAUUCAAGACUUUGGUUGUGGAGAAAUCAGUCCCAAGUCUAAUGGCGUUAUUGCUGCUCAAAAAUCCCCUAACGGUCAGCAAUACAAACCACGACCUCUUCAGUUUGGUAUUCCUGCUAUUUGCUCACGCUUCAAUUCUAUUUUAUUUGGCCCUUCAUGGAACGACUACACAACUGAUGAUGACCAAUCCAUAAUUAUCGAAAAUGUUCGGUUGCCACAUAAACACAGCAGCGCUGGAGAAGACCAGUUAGAGUUGGACAACUGGGCAUGUAAUGAGAAGGACGGCUUCGUUGAACACCAAAUAUCUGUCGUCUUUGCUCCGUGUUUCUCAAAUGAACUUGAGACUACUGUUCUUUUACCUGCAUCUUGCAGCAUGCCCGGAUUAACGGGACGAGUGAGGUCCGUCGAUAAUACUCUACUUCAUACGUCAUUUACGGUUCCGCUGCGAUCGGAAAGUAAUCAGGAAGACUUCAGCGAUUGUUAUAGCUGUAUGGACGGGGAAUCAUUCAUAUCAUCAAAUGAUCUACCCUAUAGUGAAAUAUCUGCUGAACAAAACUCUCCCCUUUCUGAUGAGUGCACUACUACUGCCUUUCUGACAUUGCCUCUUCCGAGACGUGAUGUGGAGAAUACAACACCAAAUGGCAACACUAUAAUGAAAAAGUCGAAAACUGAGGACAACUGCUUCCAAGGUAUUGCGACCAUGCUUUUUUAG
This is a messenger RNA of Strongylus vulgaris, 1257 nucleotides long. Lineage: Eukaryota; Metazoa; Nematoda; Chromadorea; Rhabditida; Strongylidae. The record is from the annotation of a GenBank genome assembly.